Messenger RNA from Hippocampus comes (tiger tail seahorse), 2286 nucleotides. RefSeq names its product F-box and leucine-rich repeat protein 5 (gene fbxl5). The record is from RefSeq and is a predicted model, not a curated record. Gene Ontology annotation, biological process: intracellular iron ion homeostasis; SCF-dependent proteasomal ubiquitin-dependent protein catabolic process. Gene Ontology annotation, molecular function: protein binding. NCBI's taxonomy places the organism in Eukaryota, Metazoa, Chordata, Actinopteri, Syngnathiformes, Syngnathidae. Gene Ontology annotation, cellular component: SCF ubiquitin ligase complex. The transcript has 11 exons. Bases 64 to 1968 code for a protein of 634 amino acids.
ACGCAAGACCUCGAUGCUAAUGCUAACGGCGCUAGUGAAUGCACAUCUUCCAGUCUGCUCAACAUGGCUCCCUUUCCGGACGAGGUGGACGUCUUCACGGGCCCGCACUGGCGAAUGAAGCAGCUGGUGGGCCUUUAUUCCGAAAAACUGUCAGAGACCAACUUCUCCAACAUCAGCGACUUCCGCUCCUUCCUCAAGUCGCUGCUGGCCACCUUCAAGGAGUUCAAGAUGCACGAGCAGAUCGAGAACGAGUACAUCAUCAGCCUGCUGGAAGAGCGCUGCUGCACCGUCUACAACAUGCACUCGGACAACAAACUCUCCGACAUGCUGCUGCUCCUUGAGAAGGGCCUGCACAACGUCAAGAGCGAGUACGAGCAGCUCAACUAUGCCCAGCAGCUGAAGGAGCGACUGGAGGCUUUCACUCAGGACUUUCUGCCCCACAUGAAGGAGGAGGAAGAGGUGUUUCAGCCCAUGCUGAUGCAGCACUUCACCUACGAGGAGCUGAAGGCCAUCAAGAAGCAGGUGAUGGCGCAACACUGCACUCAGCAGCCGUGGAACUGCGCCGCCGACGUCCUCAAAGGCUUCCGCCUGUGGAGCCACGCCGAGGAGCUACAGAAGGCCUUCAAAUAUGCAGACCAUGAGAAAACCGACUACGAAGUGGAGCAUGACGGGGCUUGUUCCAUACACAUCUCCCAACUUCCGGCUGAAGUCAUCUUGAGGAUCUUGGGCUAUUUGGGCCCUCAGGAUCUUUGCCGCUGCAGCCAAGUGUGCUCUUCCUGGUCUGAGCUGGCCAAGACCGGGUCUCUGUGGAAGCACCUUUACCCCGUACGCUGGGCCAGAGGUGACUACUACAACAGCCCGCCUGGCGAUUCUGACCAGGAACCGGAUGACGGCUGGCUGAAGAGUCGGGAGAAGGAAGUGCGCGCGUACCAAGAGUGGGAUGAGGAUGCCGACAUUGAUGAAUCUGACGAGUGCGGCGACUCGUUGGCCAUCAGCACGGCCCAGCGUGAGAAGAGACUCCUGAACGGAAUCAUCCAGAACCUUCUCCCGGUCGUGGGCCCGCACGUCAAGUCGCUGGUGCUGGCCUACGGCUCCACCGUGUCCAGCAAAAUGGUGCGUCAGAUCCUCAGUCUGUGUCCUAACGUGACUUAUCUGGACCUGACGCAGACGGACGUCACCGAUUUUGCAUUUGACAGCUGGUCAUACGUUGGCGCCUGCACUUCUCUGGAGCACCUGGACCUGUCGGGUUGCGACAAGAUCACGGAUCAUGCCCUGAAGAGACUCUCUCUGGCGUUGGGAGACCUCAACGCCCUGUGGCCGUCGCGGCGCCGCCGCCAACGGCGGCAGCGGGCCGUCAUCUUGAAGCAAGGGGCCGGCGGCUGGAGGCCCGCCUGGGUGCCGGCCGACAUCGAGGACUCGGCGGAGUGGACGCGGCGAGGCCGCGAGGAGGUGGAGAAGCGCUUGGUGGAGACUCAACUGGUGGGGAGCCUGUGCUGCUGCAGUCGGGGCCGCAGGACUGGCCCCGAUGCCGCAAUUUUGCACUACGCCGUGUCGACGGACAGGUUUUGCGCUCACGCCGCCUGCUGCAACGGCGACAGCGGCGAAGCCCUCUGGACUAACAGCCGCCGCUCGCCAGUGGACACUAAAUGCCCCGUCAACAGGACUAACAAGUCGGGCGCCAGGCGCGUGCUCAACUUUCUCAGCUUGUCCGGAUGUUACCAGGUCACAGACGUGGGACUCAGGGCCAUGUCUGAGCUGGGAGGCCUUCCGGCUCUGGAGCAUCUCAACCUGUCGGGCUGCCUGUCGGUCACGGAGGCGGGGCUUCACCAGCUGGUGUCGGCUUGCCCUGCCCUCAACGACGAACACUUCUACUACUGCGACAACAUAAACGGUCCAUAUGCAGACACGGCAAGCGGAUGCCAGAACCUGCAGUGUGGAUUCAGGGCAUGCUGUCGCUCCGGAGAGUGACCGCAACAUUAGCCCCCGCCCCUCCCUUUCUAAUUGCACUUUAUCCAACUGGGUGUCACUUGCUGUACGUUGCUGUGUGAAACUGUUAAGACAUCGUUGCUCCGUGUACACUCCAAGGACCAUUUGUUUCGAGAGCCACUCUUUCAACCUAACAACAUCCAACUUUCCCCAAUGUAUGAUGAGUUUGGUGUUUAUUUUGACUAUCCCGACAAAAGGGUUUCGGAGCAGAUAAGAAACACUGUCACUCAUUAAAAAGGAACAGCAGAGAGUAUGGUUGUCAUUUGAUAAGAGAAAUAAAAGUUACCUGAUGACAAAAAA